AUCCGCUCUUACUUAUUCUUGCAAUGCACGGCACUCUGGGAAGGUUUUUGGUAUCACCGCUGCUUGCCGGCAGUGCCCUUCGACCGCUCUGUGGCAGUUCGGCUCAGAAGGGGUUCGCAUCGCAUCACUGCCGCCACCGGUGAAGGUUCAUGGAUACAAUGGAUCCAAAGGAGCCAGAGUUGCUUGGCAACCGAUUGGAGAUUGGAUCGGUGUGUCAUCAUGAUUUUGGGAACCAGUGGUAUUAGAAAAUAAUUAGAUGAUUGCAUCCAUUCGGACCAAGUGUGUACUUUAAGACAGUCGACGUGUAGCUCCCAGCAUUUGCUCAAGAGGGUGUCACGUUGGGCCGGGUCGCGACAUUCGGAUUAUAUUGUAUUGAAGAACUGCGCACCUAUUGUCACCUGACCAUGCAUCAAUGGCAACAUUAACAUGUCUGGAGAUUCUCUCUAAUAACACUGUGCAUCUAGCAAGACAAACUUCAGCCUUAAGAUGCCUUAAGGGUUUGUCACAAACAUACACCACGAGGGGGUUGAUGUGAAAUCUUCAACUCCUUUGUUCCGAUAAAUCCAUCAAGGAAAGAAGGUCUCAUUUAGCAGGGUCGAUUUGGUUAGAAGGAAAUUUGUGAAGAAACAGAGUGUUGGAGCCACGGUUCCUGGAGCCACGGUUCCUCCACGCCCAAGAUAGCUACUGUACUAACAAGUUGCUUCGCCCUCUGUACCUGCUGGACGGAUGGUUUUUGCAGAAUAACAGACCGAAGCUAUUCAACAUCGAAUGGCGUGAUGGGAGCAAGGCGAGGUUAGAGAUUAGAGAAGACGAAGGAGAUUGUACGAAGGCCAUUGAGUUGAUAGAGUUGAUCUUGCAUGGGUUCAACACAUGUCACAGACAUUUUCGCAUCGAAUGGCAUGAAUCGAGCCCGCAAAUGGUUCUCAAAGGCCCGCAUGGAGAAGCACCAUUGAUUUCCGCAGCCCAGAUUUGAUAUCUGCAGUAACACGCGUUCACAAGCUUCAGAUUCCUGUCCUUGAUGCGCUCAAACGCCUUGGCAAGGAACUCCACGGGAUAGCCAAAGACUUUCCAAUCAUCCCUCCAAUCAUUUCACCAUGCAUUUCCAGUCGAAGCACUUCCAGCUCUUUGUUGGCUACGGGAUGAUGUAGUACCAGGUUUGUCAGGUUUAGACCUGUCCUGCAGGAAAGUGCUAAACCAACUUGAGCAUACCUGCGCCAAAGCAAUCACAUCAACUUUGCGGCGUGCUUGUGACAUUUCGCGGGUUGCCAUAAAAGUGUUGCACGGGCGAAAGCUGCCCAAGAGUUGUUUGGGCAUUUGCGAAAGCUGGACUUGUGGCUUUUGCAGGAGAAGGGACUCCCACCUGAUGAAUCCGACGUGAAUGUAUGGUUAGAGGAGACCGCAGGGGCGAUGGAGUUGAUCAAGAAGAUCAGGCAUUGGGUGAAGAACUAUGACAAGAACAUUGGCACAACCGCAUUUUAUCGUGGGGGUUACGGUAUCGCCAUUCAAGGAAUUCGCUUCUACAGCCAUGAACUGACAUCUGCAGCACAAGCAGCAGUGCAAUCACACGGAUCACGAAAAGCAACAUUUGAAUUGUUCUCUGAUGAGCUUGAUGACCUUGACAAGAAGCUCCAAGGGCGGGUCGCCGCCUUCAAGUCGUUUCUGGAAUCAAUUCCCGGUGGGGCACUGUUUGCUCUUAGGUGGCUACUCAGACAUCGCAUAUUAUCCGACCCUUUUCGCCGUGGGGGAGUAGAUGAUCCCUGGGGAGAAGUAGGCACAUCAACUUUGCGGCGUGCUUGUGACAUUUCGCGGGUUGCCAUAAAAGUGUUGCACGGGCGAGCCUCGGGCCUUCAAGUGGAGUGCACAUGGCUUGAUUGGUUCUUUCCAGCUUGUUCCACAUCGUCAGAUGGGUUUGAUAAGCAUCUCCGACUCUUUCUUUCACUGGAACGACGUGCUGCAGAGGCCGUUGCCUCCAGGUUGGAGACGGAAACUUUGGAUCGCAAAGAUGUACAGGACCUUCUAGCCGAGGUGCGUUCGCUGAAAGAGUCCUUGGUUGCCGGAAGACAUGCUGAGGGGCUGGAGAGAUGUCAGAAAGAUGCUGCGGUGGAAAUUGCGCAUGUCAAAGAGCAGGCCAGGGAAGAGGUCCAAAAGGCCCUGAAGCAAGCGGCAGAGGAGAUGGAGGCAGUCAAGAAGCAGGCCAUAGAGGAGGUUCAGAUGGCCCGAAGGCAGGCAGCAGAAGAGCUCGCCACAGCUCAGAAGCAUGCUUCCGAAGAAUCAGAGAAAGCAAAGCUGCAAGCAGCCGAAGAGGUCAAACAAGCUCAAAGACAGGCGCGAGAAGACGUGGAGAAAGCUCGAAGACAGUUGAUCCAAGCAGCUGAAGGCAUCCGUCCGGCAUCACGAGGUGGCUUGAGUCCUAUGGAGCUGAUGGAGCUGGAGGGCGAGGAGUCGGUGGAGAGGGAGCAGCUACAGGAGCCACCAGGUGGACCAGAGCCGACUGAGCUGGAAGAGCCUACGGAAGAGACGGAGAAUGAGCUCAAGGAGGCCGAGGAUGAAGCCAGCGAUGAUGGCUCCGACGAAUCCUGGGAAAAAGUGAAGAAUCUGGCGGACUGCUUUGCCCUGGACACGAUCUUCAAGACUCCGGACGGUGGCUUCGUGAGCGGACAGCAUGUGCGCACGGGCACUCGAAUCCGUGCCACUGAUGGCUCUAUCUUGCAGGUGUCACGUUGCUCGAAGCCCUACGAUGCUGUGGGGACUAUCCUGUUUGCUAGCGAUGCAACCCUCAGGGUAACCCCUGACCAUCGUGUGGCAUUGGCCACUGGUGAUCCCGUUCCGGCAUACAAGCUGAACGUCGGUGACAUGAUCCUUGUCAAUGGCGAACCGGCAAGGCUGAACCGGGUAGAACCAGAUCCAACUCCAGAUCCAUGUGUGACGAUUACCUUUGACCACGACCUGCCGGUGGACGCCUUCCAUCCACCUCCGGCCAUCGCCAGCCAUGGCCACAAGCGGCAGCAGACCCGGCGGGGUGGGAUGAACCGCCGUGCGCAGGCCUCAGACGCCGCGAGCGUCCUGACUCGAAAUGAAUAUAUGGAUUGACCGGACCAAUCCUCAUCGGGAUGUUCGUGACCGGUAUUGAAGCUGGUUAGGUUCUUGCGACAUCGUGCGUGCACUCCUCGCCCACUUUUUCAACUUGAUUACAAAUCAGUGACCUUUGCUCAAGUCUUUUGGGGUAUUUCUGACAGAUGCGAUCAUUCUUUUGGCCCGACAUACUUGGCAUCCAGGAGCGGGAGAGCUGUGUGGCGUGCACAGUAUGACCGAAGAGUCGACUAGUGCCCGAGCAUGAUGUUGUGCAAUUUUGGCGGCUGGCGCGUUUUGCACGCAAACUCAGCAAACAUGCUUUUCUACAGCAGGGCUGGUUGCAG
Messenger RNA from Durusdinium trenchii, 3416 nucleotides. NCBI's taxonomy places the organism in Eukaryota, Dinophyceae, Suessiales, Symbiodiniaceae. The record is from the annotation of a GenBank genome assembly.